AUCUUUAAUAAUUUAAUGAAUCAACCUAAAGUUUGGGAUGCUUAUAGUAAAAGCUAUCAUAAUAUUGAAAAAAAUCCAGCAGGAUUACAAUUUUCUUUGAUAAAUAUGUUAAGAAUAAAUGAAGCAGAUGAGUAUGAAAUUAUUCAAAAAAUAGAAUCAUAGAUACUGGUUGUGCAGGAGGCCAUUUACAUUAAUACAUCUUAUAGCAAAGAAAAAAAAACUGUAAAUUAACUGCAUUUGACUUUUCCCUUGAAAUGACUAAAAUAGCUGCAGUACGAAUGAUAAAAUAUCUUAAUAAUCCUUUAGCAGGAUAAAUGGAAGAAAUUAGUCCAUAAGAAAUUGAAAAUGUUGAUUUAAGUAACUGUAAUGUGUAAUGAUAUAGAUUGUCCAUUAUUAGAAUAAAAUAACUAUAAAAUAUUUUAAGGAGAUGUUUAGUCAUUAACACAAUUGAAUAACAAUUAAUUUGAUAUUUAUAUUUCUAAUUUAGUAUUAUAAUUAGUAGGAAAUAAAGACUAAGCCCUAUAGGAAGCAUAUAGAAUUUUAAAACCAGGUGGUAAAAUAGGAAUUGUAAUUCCAGUUGUAUUAGGGAAUGUUUUAAUGUUAUCUUUAUAAUAAUGCUUUAUUAAAGCUGGAUUGAUUCCCAAUAUGCCAUUCAAACCUACAGAUAUAGAGACAAGAGAGGAGAUGAUAAGUUUUAUAAAAAAAUAUGGUUUUACAGAUAUUUGUAAUUUAUAUUUAUUAAAGAAAUAGUAUGUUGGAAUUAAACAAUUCCAUUUGACGUUUAUGAUGUUGAUAACAAUUACAUAUUUCCAUAAUUUAAAGAAAUUCUUAAUAAAGCACCUUAAGAAUAAGUUGAUUAAUUCUAUGCAUUUUUCAAAGAAGAAGUAUAAAAUAGAUUAAAUCAAAAUAUUCCAUUUACAAUUGAAGGGUUAUGUCUCAUAGCUAAAAAACCAUUAUGAUAUUAUUAUUAUCAGUUUUUAUAUGUGGUGGUUGUUAUAG
Molecule: messenger RNA, 999 nt
Organism: Paramecium sonneborni
Lineage: Eukaryota; Ciliophora; Oligohymenophorea; Peniculida; Parameciidae
Source: the annotation of a GenBank genome assembly